UUGAACGGAAAGAGAAGCGCGUGGUCACUAAACUUGAUACCGGCGACAUCCGGAUGUCCGGUAAACCCUUCAUUCUUCGCAGCUUCCCGGGCGACGUUUUCACUUUUUGAGUUUGAAACACCUCAGCAGCGUUAAACCUCCAACUUCGCUCCAGCGUGCGCGAUGGCCGGACAGGGGACGCGGGCUCCGAGAACACCCGUCGGCGCCCUUGGAGCGCCGCCGCUGUUGCUGCUGCUCCUCCUCCUCUGCGCCGCCCUGUCGCCGGACUCGGUGGGGGCGGCGGGCCGGGACUACUACGAGCUGCUGGGGGUGGGCAGGGACGCCACCACCCGCCAGAUCCGCCAAGCCUUCAAGAAACUGGCUCUCACCAUUCACCCCGACAAGAAUCCCGGAGACGCGAGCAGCCACGAGAAGUUCCUACAGGUCAACCGAGCCUACGAGGUCCUGAAGGACGAGGACCUGCGCAAGAAGUACGACAAGUACGGCGAGAAGGGGCUGGACCAGGCCGGAGGGGGCCGCUACGAGAGCUGGAACUACUACCGUUACGACUUUGGCAUCUACGACGACGACUCGGAGAUCAUCACGCUGGACACCGGAGACUUUGAGGCGGCGGUGAAUUCCGGAGAGAUCUGGUUCAUCAACUUUUACUCCCCGCGGUGUUCACACUGUCACCAGCUCGCUCCCACGUGGCGGGAGUUUGCCAGGGAGAUGGAUGGCAUCAUCCGCAUCGGCGCGGUCAACUGCGGCGACAACCACCACUUGUGUCGGCGCAAAGGCAUCAACAGCUACCCCAGCCUCUACAUCUUCUCAGCCGGACAGAAAGCCGAGAAGUUCCACGGCGAGCGCGCCAAAGACCAUCUGGUGACCUUCAGCAUGCGCUUCGUCAAGACGGGCGUCACGCAGCUGCGGCAAGGCGACGUGUUCAAAGAGAUGGAGGGCGCCUUUGCGCGAGGCCUGGGCUGGCUCAUCACCUUCUGCGCUGACACGGGAGAUUGUUUGGAGCGCAGGACCCGACAGAAGCUGGCGUCCAUGCUGGACGGCCUGGUGAGGGUCGGAUGGAUGGACUGCAGCGCGCAGCCGCAGCUCUGCCAGAGUUUCCAGGUCACCGGCGGAGCGACCGCUCUGUUCCCGCCGGGAAGCGCGGCGGAUCGGGAAGGCGACGUGCUGUGGUUGAGCUCUCUGGACAGCAGGGAGAUCUACGCUCGGGUCCUGCGGCACCUGCCCGACUUGGAGCUGCUCACGGCCGACAACUUCCACCUGAAGUUGGCCCGCCAUCGCUGGUUGAUCUCGUUCACGUUCGGAGAGCGCGGCCCAGGCGCGGACGAGUACAAGAAACUGCGGGCCUUCCUGCGCGAUGACCACAUCCAGGUGGGCCGGCUGGACUGCCUUGUGGACUCUCAGCUGUGUCGGUCCAUGUACGUCCACAAAGCCUGCGUGGCCGUCUUCAAAGGCCUGGGAGUCCACGACUUUGAGAUCCAUCACGGCAAGGACGCCAUCUACAACAUCGUGGCUUUCGCCCGGGACAGCGUGCGGGCUCACGUCACCACUCUGAGGCCCGACAACUUCCCCUCCGACCGGAAGGAGCCCUGGCUGGUGGACUUCUUUGCCCCCUGGUGCCCGCCGUGUCGAGCUCUGCUUCCCGAGUUGAGGAAAGCGUCCAUCCGGCUGGCGGGACGCGUCAGGUUCGGCACCUUGGACUGCACCGUCCACCUGGACCUCUGCUCCACGUACAACAUCGAAGCGUACCCCACCACCGUCAUCUUCAACGGCUCCUCCGUUCACGAGUACGAAGGACAACAGUCGGCCGACGGCAUCCUGGAGUUUGUGCAGGACCUGGUCAACCCGUCCGUGGUGGUUCUGGACCCCUCCAGUUUUGCGGAGAAAGUGACAGGUUUGGGCCAAGGUGAAAUGUGGGCCAUCGAUUUUUACGCACCCUGGUGCGGCCCGUGUCAGGCUCUGCUGCCCGAAUGGAGGCGCAUGGCGCGGAUGUUGUCGGGCCAGGUUCUGGUGGGUUCGGUGGACUGCCAGCGCUUCCAGUCCUUUUGCCAAGGCCAAAACGUGCGCUCCUACCCCGAAAUCCGCCUGUACUCGGCCGGCGGCAGGACGGGCUACCGCCACACGACUUACAACGGCUGGCAAAGAGACGCGCACACGCUGCGAACGUGGGCGCUCAGCGCGUUGCCCCGAGCGUCGCUGGAUCUGACGCCGAGCUCCUUCCGCUCUCUGCUGCUGGAGGGUCACGACCCCUGGGUGGUGGACUUCUAUGCCCCGUGGUGCGGACCCUGCCAGCGCUUUGCCCCCGACUUUGAGGUUUUGGCUCGGGUCCUUAAGGGGGAAGUCCGGGCCGGUAAGAUUGACUGCCAGGCUCACGGUCAGACCUGCCAAUCGGCCGGAAUCGCCACCUACCCCACGGUACGCCUCUACGAAGCCGACCGGAAUGGCAACAGGCGCCCAAACGGCGGCGAGAACAUCGACAGCCGAGAUGCAAACGUGAUUGCGGACGUCAUCAGACAGAGACUACGGCGCUCGUCGGGACGCUUGCGCGACAGGAAGGAUGAACUCUGACGAAUGGGAUCGGGUGGAGCCACAAACACUACCGAGGCACAAGAAGACACACUGGACUCUUGGCAUCAGCAACUUCUCUGCCUUCUUAUCUCUUCAUUUUGCUUUUUCUUUUUUUUUUUAAACAUGGACGUCUCUGUGGUUGGUAUUUACUCUGUGAGAUAAAACUAGUAGGAGACACUGUUACACACACACAUACACACACAAAUCCUGAAUGUACACAAAUAAAAGCAAAAUAUUCCUAAAUA
Messenger RNA from Hippocampus zosterae (dwarf seahorse), 2810 nucleotides. It is a transcript of the gene dnajc10, whose product is annotated as DnaJ (Hsp40) homolog, subfamily C, member 10. The coding region runs from base 163 to 2565 and encodes 800 amino acids. The transcript has 25 exons. NCBI's taxonomy places the organism in Eukaryota, Metazoa, Chordata, Actinopteri, Syngnathiformes, Syngnathidae. The record is from RefSeq and is a predicted model, not a curated record.